Macrosiphum euphorbiae (potato aphid) is the source of this 423-nucleotide messenger RNA. The record is from the annotation of a GenBank genome assembly. Lineage: Eukaryota; Metazoa; Arthropoda; Insecta; Hemiptera; Aphididae.
AUGGCACCGAUAGAGGGCCUCUGGCCCAGGCUGGAUAGUUGCAGCGAACAGUUCAACCGGAUGACCGUGCACCGGGCCAGUUUUCGCGAGUGGCCGUGCGUGGACCGGACGCUGACCGCGGUGCAAUGCGAUCACGAGCUCGUGGGUGGCUCUCAGGAACCCGUGCAGAACGUGACGUCGCAGAGACAUGACUUCGUGGCCAAGUGUCUGCCUGAGGCCGAACGGCAGCGGUCCACCGGGUCGGAGGAGACCAUAGGCACCAACUGCGGCAGCGGAGCUUGCGCAAUGACGGGCAACACCACCACGGCCGACGCGUUCGGGAUUCCGUGUACUAAUGGACGACGGCCACUGGCGCGGCCAUCCACCGCCACUUGGUCGCAGGGCCCAAACUUGCUGAUGGCCAAAGAGGCGGAGACCAGUUAG